AUGGCCAUGGCAGGCUGCGUCCCGAACAGCAAGAGCCUUUCCGAGAUCUACUACCCCGGUGAACUAGGCGGGCAGGAGAAACGAUGGAAUAGUCUUAUUUCCAGCUUCAAGACCCGGUAUGGCUGCCGUCCCGACUUUGUUGCCCGCUCGCCAGGACGGGUCAACAUUAUCGGCGAGCAUAUCGACUAUUCCCUUUACCCAGUGUUGCCCAUGGCCAUCUCGGCUGACACAAUUAUCGCUGUUUCAUCGACUCACACCGACGCCGCGAGCUCAAGUUUUGAGGUGGAGAUCGCGAACCUCGAAGAUGACAAGUUUUCAGCAGGCACCUUUAGCGUACCAAUUGGGGGUGAUGUGGACAUCGACGCCAAAGUUCAUGACUGGGUGAAUUACUUCAAAGCUGGCCUCCGCGGCGCCUUUGACCCCUUGCAGAAGAGAAAGGGGAGGGCUGGCGUCCUUGCUGCCUUCACGACGGCCAGCGCCUUAGCCGUCAUGCUUGCCAACGGCGAGGAGACAAUCGACAAGACUGAGCUCACUGAACUCGCCAUUGUUAGUGAGCGAGCAGUUGGUGUGAACUCGGGAGGGAUGGAUCAAUCCGCCUCCGUCUUUUCGAACCGCGGCUCAGCUGUCCACGUCGAAUUUGUGCCCUCUCUCAAGGCGACUCCAGUCAGCUUCCCCGAGACCUCGCCGCAGCUCACCUUCCUCAUCGCUCAGUCCUACGUCACCUCCGAGAAGCAAGUCACCGGACCUAUCCACUACAACCUUCGCGUUGCCGAGUGCUCCCUCGCAGCCGCAUACCUCAAUGCCGUAACCAAUGCGCCCGGAACCACGCUGCCCGCCGACAACUCGCCCCUCGGCAUCUCCCUCUCCACAUUCGGCGCGACCCAAAAGACGACGCCCCAGGAUCUCGAUGCCCUCAUUCGCCUCGUCGAGGAAAAACUGCCCAAGACCGAGGGCUACACCCGUGAGGAGAUUGCCCACGUUCUCGGCAUCACCGUCGCCGAUCUCGAGGCCCGCUUCACCACAAAGUUCCCCGUACGCGCAUCCCACUUCAUGCUGCGCCAACGAGCUCUCCACGUCUUCUCCGAGGCCCGCCGCGUCCAACGCUUCACCGAGCUCCUCGCCGCAAGCUCGGCGGAGGGUGCCGGUCCCGCUCCCGCCACUUUGAGCCUUGAUCUCGGCGCUCUGCUGAACGAGACGCAGGACUCGUGCCGCGACCUCUACGACUGUAGCUGUCCCGAAAUUGACCUCAUCUGUGCCAUUGCCCUAGAGGCCGGCGCAUACGGUAGCAGGCUCACCGGCGCCGGCUGGGGCGGGUGCACCGUCCACCUUAUCCCAGCGGACAAGGUCGACGCUGUCCAGACAGCACUGAAGAAGCAGUAUUACGAGGCCAAGGGCAUCACUAUAGGCGAGGAUACCAUGGUAGUUAGCAAGCCGGGUAGUGGAAGCUCUUUUGUCUGGGCUUCGGAUCUCGAAGGCAUCUGA
Parascedosporium putredinis is the source of this 1482-nucleotide messenger RNA. The record is from the annotation of a GenBank genome assembly. NCBI's taxonomy places the organism in Eukaryota, Fungi, Ascomycota, Sordariomycetes, Microascales, Microascaceae.